AUGGUUUCAAAUAUGAAAAAAGAAAAAAGUUCAAAACAACAUAAACAUCGAAGUGAUCAUGAUCGUGUUGAAAAAAUUCGAGAUCGUGAACGUCGUUCACCAUCGAAUGAUGAUAAAUCUCGAUCACCAACACCAACUAAAUCAAAUACAAAUGAUUCAUCAAAUAUUACACGUGAAGGUACUGAACGUAUGUCAUUAUCAAUAAAUGAAACAAAUAAAUUACGUGCUUCACUUGGUCUUAAACCAUUAACAAUUGAUGAUCAUACAACAACAGAUUCAGAUACUACAAAAAAAAGUUUAAAUAGUGAUGAAAAUUUUGUUCAUCGACCAGCAAUAAAUUUAACAGAAAAAAAACGAACAGAACACGUUACAGAAAAACUUAGUGUACAUAAAGAAAAACGAAUGUUACAAGAAAAAUUUCUUGCAACAUCAACUUUAGCAUCUGAACCAGCUGAAUCAGCAAUAUCAUGGGUUGAAAAAAUGCGUCAAACGGAAGAAGAAAAACGUAAAGCAGCCAAACGUGCUAAGUUACUUGAACAAAUGGAUGAAGAAUUUGGUGUUAGUAAUUUAAUACAUGAAGAAUCAGAAAAACAAAAACAAAAAAGAUAUACAUCAAAAAAUUUGGCUGGUCUUCGUGUUGAACAUUCAAUUGAAGAAUUUAAAGAAGGACAACAAGUUAUUUUAACAUUAAAAGAUAAAAAAAUUUUAAGUGAUAAAAAAGAUGAUGAUGAUGAUGAUGAUGAUGGUGAUGAAGAUGUUUUAUUUAAUGUUAAUAUUGCUGAUAAUGAAACAGCAAAAGAACGUGCUGAAUUAGCAAAAAAGAAAACAUCUGGUUAUCGAGCAUAUAAUGAUAAUGAAACAGCAGAUCAAUUUGGAAUGUUGAAUCCAAAUAAAUUACUUGAACAAUAUGAUGAUAAAAAGAAAUCAUCUUUUCGACUUGAAUCCGAUGGUGCCUAUGAUAUGUCUAAUGAGAAGGUCAUGGAUGAAAUGAAACAAGAAAUUCGAGCACGAAUGCAAAGUCUAAUAGUACCAACACCAAAAGUAGCUAGUGAAUAUUAUACAACUACUGAAAUGGAACAAUUCAAAAAACCAAAAAAGGUAACUAAGAAAAAAAUUCGAUCACGGAAAAUGCUAAAGGCUGACGACCUACUAGCAAUGGAUAGUAGUGAACCACGAGAAUCAUCAACAUCGAUAUCUUUACGUCGGGCUGAAACACGUCGACCUACUGCUAUUGUUUCAACAUCAAAAGAACGUCCAACUACUGUUUCUCUUGAUAAACUCAAACGAGAAAUGAUAACAACAACUACAACAGAAGAUGACGAUCAUUUGGGUCCUGAUAAUGAUCUUUCCUAUGGUCCCAUUGAAGAUGAUGCAUUCGAUGAACUUCAAACUGUUAUUAAUAAAACAAUGAAACUCAAAACCAAGAAAGACAGUAUUUCAGCUGAAAAGGCUUUAAGUGAAUUAAUCGAAGAACGUGAUCGAAAACUAAAAGUUGAAAUUAAAUCUGAACCUAUGGAAGUUGGUAUUAUUGUUCCAUCGAGUUCAGUUCCACCCGAUGAUAAAAGCCUUGUACUUGAUACAAUGUCAGAAUUUUGUCGUACUGUUGGUGAAAAUACAAUUGAUACAACAUCAAAUAUACCAAAAUUACGUGCAGCAACAAAAAUCAAACGUGUAAAUGCUCAAGCAAGUAAAAAAUCAUCAUCAAAAACUAAUGUAACAUUAGAUCCUGAUGAUGAAUUAUUACAACAUGCACUUCAAAAUGAAGAUUUUGAUGAUGAUGCUAUGGAUGAUACACCAGUUGAAGAUGUUAAUACAAAACCAUUUCGUCUUGAAGAAUCAAUUUUAGCUGCUGAACCAACACUUAAUCGUGGUCUUGGUAGUGCACUUCAACUUGCUCUACAAAAAGGAUAUAUUGAACAAGAAAAAACUCGUCAAAAUGCUCGUUUUGUUAGUGAUAUUUCAGCUAUACAUUAUACAAUUGAAGAAAAAAAUUCUUAUGAAAUUGAUGAUAAACAUGCUCGACGUGAUCGUUAUACAUCUGGACCAUUAACUGAUUUCAAAGAAAAAGAACAUUAUCGUCCUGAUGUUAAACUUGAAUAUGUUGAUGAAGGUGGUCGACGUAUGAAUGAAAAAGAAGCAUUUCGUUUUCUUUCACAUCGUUUUCAUGGUAAAGGUAGUGGUAAAAAGAAGAUUGAAAAACGAGCUAAAAAACUCGUUGAAGAAGAGAUGAUGAAAAAAAUGUCAAGUGUUGAUACUCCAUUACAAACAUGUAAUUUAUUAAAACAAAAACAACUUCAAUUACAACAACCAUAUAUUAUUUUAAGUACUAAUCGAUCUAGAGAUCCUCAACUUCCUCCUGGAAGUAUUACAAAAAAUUAA
Molecule: messenger RNA, 2379 nt
Organism: Rotaria sordida
Lineage: Eukaryota; Metazoa; Rotifera; Eurotatoria; Philodinida; Philodinidae
Source: the annotation of a GenBank genome assembly